Paramuricea clavata is the source of this 512-nucleotide messenger RNA. The record is from the annotation of a GenBank genome assembly. NCBI's taxonomy places the organism in Eukaryota, Metazoa, Cnidaria, Anthozoa, Malacalcyonacea, Plexauridae.
AUGGAACUAGACACAGGAUCUGCCGUGUCCAUUUUGCCAUAUGACAUGUUCUUGGAAAGAUUUCGCGACAAGAAGUUAAAGAAAACAACCACUGUACUAAAGACCUACACUGGUGAACUGAUCGUUCCAGUUGGUUGCCUUACCGUGCAAGUUGAAUACUUAGAUCAAUCAUGGCUACUGUCCAUCCAUGUGGUCCAGACUAAAGGUCCAGUGUUAAUGGGUCGAGAUUGACUUCACAAGCUUCGCCUCGACCGAAAACCAUUAAGUUGUUGAAAUCCUCAGAUCCAAGCACGACUACACAAGAGAAGCUGAAAAACCUAUUGGAUACGUAUGCAGAGGUUUUUGAAGACAAGCUGGGAACUUUCAAAUCCGCCAAAGCAAGGAUAACUCUCAAAGAAGAUAGUCAACCACAGUUUCGCAAAGCUCGUCAGGUCCCAUAUUCCUUACGAUCGAAAGUGGAGGAAGAACUGAAGAGACUUAAGAGCGAAGGUAUUUUGUCGAAAGUAGAGUGA